This is a messenger RNA of Candida tropicalis MYA-3404, 753 nucleotides long. RefSeq names its product Rot1p (gene ROT1). Gene Ontology annotation, biological process: budding cell apical bud growth; 'de novo' protein folding. The record is from RefSeq and is a predicted model, not a curated record. The coding region runs from base 1 to 753 and encodes 250 amino acids. Lineage: Eukaryota; Fungi; Ascomycota; Pichiomycetes; Serinales; Debaryomycetaceae. The transcript has a single exon. Gene Ontology annotation, cellular component: endoplasmic reticulum membrane; endoplasmic reticulum.
AUGAAGAUAUAUUCAACUAUUUUACUAAUAACAGCAUACUUGGCUUCUUCUGUCCGUGCUGAUCCAAAUAUGGAAGAAUUAGAGGGUACUUGGUCAUCAAAAUCUAAUACGGUGUUCACUGGUCCUGGAUUUUAUGACCCUGUUGAUGAAUUAUUAAUUGAACCAGAUUUACCAGGUAUUUCCUAUUCAUUCACUGCAGAUGGACAUUAUGAAGAAGCUUUAUAUCGUGUUGUACCAAAUCCAAAAAAUCAUUCAUGUCCGGUGGCUUCUGUAACUUAUCAACAUGGUACUUAUGAAAUCUUGACUAAUGGAUCGGUUGUUUUAACUCCAAUUGCUGUUGAUGGUAGACAAUUAUUAAGUGAUCCUUGUAAUCAAGACGAUCCAAAUGUUUCUACUUAUUCAAGGUAUGUUCAACCAACUUGGUUUAAAACUUACCAAGUUUAUGUGGAUAAUUACCAUGGAAAAUGGACUUUACAAAUUUAUCAGUUUGAUGGAUCUAAAAUGCAACCAUUAUAUUUAGUAUACAGACCUCCUUUGAUGUUACCUACAACUGCAUUAAACCCAACUGAUGAAGCUAGUGAAACCGCUUCAAGCUUACAAAACGCAAGAAGAAGAAUUAAGCGUUCUUUGGAAAACCAAUACAGAACUAAUGCUAAGAGACAAGUUUAUGAUGAAACUUUUGAUAGAUACUGGUGGGGUUCAGUCGUUUGUUUAUGUUUAGCCUCAUCUUACUUCUUCCUUGUUAGAAAGUAA